Funneliformis mosseae is the source of this 1770-nucleotide messenger RNA. The record is from the annotation of a GenBank genome assembly. NCBI's taxonomy places the organism in Eukaryota, Fungi, Glomeromycota, Glomeromycetes, Glomerales, Glomeraceae.
AUGCCACCAAAACAUAAAGUACCUCCUUGCGGAAAUCCUUUAUAUUCAGAAUGGUUAAAAGAGUGGAUGCAAGAGGCUAAGGCCGCCAAAAAUAAUAAAAGUUAUUACGUCUAUAAGAAGGCAUAUGAGUCAGUGGAGAAAUAUCCUAUACCUUUUCAACAUCCGGCUGAAGCUACCAUUUUGAAUGGUAUUGGACCUACAUUAAUACAAAAAUUAGAAAGAAAACUAAAUCAGCAUUGUAAAGAAAAUAGCCAACCCAUGCCUUCGCGACCUGAUGAGGGAACAAAAGAAUUCACUUCUAUUGAAAAUGAAUCGAAAAAUCAAAAGAAAAUAACCACAUCUAAAACAUACGUUCCACAAUAUCGCUCCGGAGCUUACGCCAUUAUGUUGGCACUUUACAAAUAUUGUGAAUUAGAGUCAACACCUUCAGUGACAAAAUCAGAACUCAUAAAGGAGGCACAAAAUUAUUGUGAUGCUUCUUUUGAUAUGCCAAUUGCCAAUCAAAAAUAUUAUACAGCUUGGAAUUGUAUGAAAACUUUAUUGGAUAAGGAUUAUGUUUACAAAAAUGGUUAUCCUGUAAGAUUUUCAUUAACCGAAUCUGGGCUCAAGAUCGCAAAACAAAUGAUACAGACCGUCAAAUCACAAGGCAAAUUAAUCUUCCCAGGUUUUGAUUUUGAUCAACUUGAAGCUAAAAAAUGUAUUGAUCGUGAAUUAUCACUUUCCACAAAUGAAAAUUUUUCUAAUUCGAAAACAAUUAUAAAUUUGGUGGAUGAUCCUGUUCAAAUUGGUAUCAGUUACCAAUAUAAAAAUCAAUCAAUAAUAGAACCAUCAACUUCAACAUCAUUAUCUAAUAACGAAUUAAAUGCGUUUUCUAACCUCAAGCCAAUAGAAUGGGCACCUGGCACUUUUGAAGUAAUUUUAGUUUUAGAUAAUAGGGAAGUGAAAUUAAAAAAGGAUCGAGAUUAUAUUCAAGACUCCUUACAACAAAAAGGUCUAGAAAUAUCAGUUAGAAAUUUGGAACUUGGUGAUGUAAUUUGGGUGGCACGAAAGUGUAACGGUUUGUCACAGCAAGAACUUGUCUUAGACUAUGUUAUAGAAAGGAAAAGGAUGGACGACUUGGUUGGUAGUAUAAAAGAUGGACGAUUCAGAGAACAAAAAUUUCGUCUAUCAAGAUCUGGUAUGGGGCAAAUAAUUUAUCUAAUUGAAGAUUAUAAUAUGAAAGAAGUUGCAGAAUUUGGAAUGGAUGCUAUUAAGUCUGCGAUGUCAUCUACUCAAGUACUGAAUGGUUUCUUUUUAAAACGUACGAGCACAAUCGAUCAAAGUAUCGAUUACCUGGUCAGGAUGACAAAUAUGCUAAAGAAAUUAUAUGAGAAUACCACCUUGUAUUCUAUUCCAGAUGGUGCUAUUUAUCGUAAAAACUUCUUGGAUUUGAAACAACACCUUGCCACUAUUUAUGCAGAUCGUACGUUCCAUGUCUCAUAUGCUUCAUAUUCUGAACUUAAUAGUAAAAGUAGGAGUUUGACAUUGAAAGAUACUUUUGUAAAGUUAUUAAUGACUGUUAGAGGAAUAAGUGUCGAAAAGGCCGCGGAGAUUGCAAAGGUUUAUUCGACGCCACAUCAUUUAUUUGAAGCUUAUAAUUCUUUGAACAACGAAGAAGCAAAAAAGAAAAUGCUUAUGGAAAUUGGUGGAAAUAUGGUUCGUAGAAGAAAGAUUGGCACAUCUUUAAGUGAAAAAGUUUAUCAAAUUUGGAAUAGUGAUAUUUAUCCAUAA